Oncorhynchus nerka (sockeye salmon) is the source of this 3724-nucleotide messenger RNA. Its product is annotated as kelch-like protein 5. The record is from RefSeq and is a predicted model, not a curated record. NCBI's taxonomy places the organism in Eukaryota, Metazoa, Chordata, Actinopteri, Salmoniformes, Salmonidae. Bases 1514 to 3181 code for a protein of 555 amino acids. The transcript has 14 exons. Gene Ontology annotation, molecular function: protein binding.
CACACACACACACACGCAGACCUGACCUUCAGCAGGAUGGAGACCUACCUCCGAUCCAAGCAGCUGUGUGACGUCACUCUGGUGGCAGGGGACAGGAGGAUACCUGCUCACAGGUAACACACACACACACACGCACACGCACACGCGCAGACCUGACCUUCAGCAGGAUGGAGACCUACCUCCGAACCAAGCAGCUGUGUGACGUCACUCUGGUGGCAGGGGACAGGAGGAUACCUGCUCACAGGUAACACACACACAAACACACACACAGACACACACGCGCAGACCUGACCUUCAGCAGGAUGGAGACCUACCUCCGAACCAAGCAGCUGUGUGACGUCACCCUGGUGGCAGGGGACAGGAGGAUACCUGCUCACAGGUAACAAACACACACACACACGCGCGCAGACCUGACCUUCAGCAGGAUGGAGACCUACCUCCGAUCCAAGCAGCUGUGUGAUGUCACUCUGGUGGCAGGGGACAGGAGGAUACCUGCUCACAGGUAACACACACACACACACACACACACGCGCGCGCAGACCUGACCUCCAGCAGGAUGGAGACCUACCUCCGAUCCAAGCAGCUGUGUGAUGUCACUCUGGUGGCAGGGGACAGGAGGAUACCUGCUCACAGGUAACACACACACACACACGCGCGCAGACCUGACCUUCAGCAGGAUGGAGACCUACCUCCGAUCCAAGCAGCUGUGUGAUGUCACUCUGGUGGCAGGGGACAGGAGGAUACCUGCUCACAGGUAACACACACACACACACAAACACACACACACACACACACACGCAGACCUGACCUCCAGCAGGAUGGAGACCUACCUCCGAACCAAGCAGCUGUGUGACGUCACUCUGGUGGCAGGGGACAGGAGGAUACCUGCUCACAGGUAACACACACACACACACACACAAACACACACACAUGCACACGCACACGCGCAGACCUGACCUUCAGCAGGAUGGAGACCUACCUCCGAACCAAGCAGCUGUGUGACGUCACUCUGGUGGCAGGGGACAGGAGGAUACCUGCUCACAGGUAACACACACACACACACACACACACACACGCGCGCGCAGACCUGACCUUCAGCAGGAUGGAGACCUACCUCCGAACCAAGCAGCUGUGUGACGUCACUCUGGUGGCAGGGGACAGGAGGAUACCUGCUCACAGGUAACACACACACACACACACACACACACACACACACACACACACACACACACACACAGACCUGACCUUCAGCAGGAUGGAGACCUACCUCCGAUCCAAGCAGCUGUGUGACGUCACUCUGGUGGCAGGGGACAGGAGGAUACCUGCUCACAGGUAACACACACACACACACAAACACACACACACACGCAGACCUGACCUCCAGCAGGAUGGAGACCUACCUCCGAUCCAAGCAGCUGUGUGACGUCACUCUGGUGGCAGGGGACAGGAGGAUACCUGCUCACAGGUAACACACACACACACACACACACGCGCAGACCUGACCUUCAGCAGGAUGGAGACCUACCUCCGAACCAAGCAGCUGUGUGACGUCACUCUGGUGGCAGGGGACAGGAGGAUACCUGCUCACAGACUGGUCCUGUCGUCGGUGUCUGACUACUUUGCGGCCAUGUUCACCAGUGAUGUCCGAGAGGCCAAACAGGAAGAGGUUAAGAUGGAGGGGGUGGACCCUGAUGCAUUGUGGGUGCUGGUACAAUACGCUUACACAGGUCGUGUGGAGUUGAGAGAGGACACUAUAGAGUGUAUAUUGUCAGUAGCAUGUCUCCUCCAGCUCCAGUCAGUGGUCCAGGCCUGCUGUAACUUCCUCAUCAAACAGCUCCACCCGUCUAACUGUCUGGGGAUACGCAGCUACGCAGACGCACAGAGCUGCCCACACCUCCACCACACUGCCCACAGCUACACCAUGGAGAAGUUUGUGGAGGUGGUUAAAGGUCAGGAGUUUCUCCUCCUCCCGCUAGAAGAGAUGGACAGAUUGUUGUCCUCCGACGAUAUGAAUGUUCCAGACGAGGAAACCGUGGUUACAGCAUUGCUAAGCUGGGUCCGCCAUGACGUUUCCACCCGGCAACCACACCUGCCCUCGCUCCUCGCUCACAUACGACUGCCUUUACUGCAAGCACAGUUUCUAGCAGACCUGGAGUGUGGACCUCUGCUCCGAGACAGUGUGGAGAGUCAGAGGCUUUUAAUGGAAGGUAUGAAGUACCAUCUCCUGCCUCAUCGGCGCCCCCUGCUGCAGAGCCCAAGAACCAGACCUCGUAAAUCUACUGUAGGAGCCAUGUUCGCUGUUGGGGGUAUGGACGCUACCAAAGGAGCCACCAGUAUAGAGCAGUACUGCCUGCGUCGGGAUGCGUGGAACCAGGUGGCGGUGUUGAGCGGGCGCAGACUCCAGUUCGGGGUGUGUGUGUUGGAUCGACGUGUCUACGUGGUCGGGGGUCGGGACGGACUGAAGACCCUCAACACCGUGGAGUGUUACGACCCGGACGGUGGCAGCUGGAGCGUCAUGACGCCCAUGUCCACACACAGACACGGGCUGGGUGAGAACAGACGAUACGGGUUGUCUGGUGUAACAGUACUUGAGGGUCCAAUGUAUGCAGUAGGAGGGCAUGAUGGGUGGAGCUACCUCAGCACUGUAGAGAGGUGGGAUCCUCAGGCUCGUCAGUGGAGCUUCAUCGCCAGCAUGGCAACACCUCGAUCUACUGUAGGAGUAGCUGUACUCAGCGGAAAGUUGUAUGCAGUAGGGGGUCGUGAUGGAAGCUCCUGUCUACGCUCCGUUGAGUGUUUUGAUCCCCACACCAACAGGUGGAGCUGCUGCGCUCCGAUGGCGAAGCGUCGCGGCGGGGUGGGCGUGGCUACCUGGAACGGUUUCCUGUACGCUAUUGGAGGACAUGACGCUCCCGCCUCCAGCCUGGCAUCACGACUCAGCGACUGUGUGGAGAGGUACGACCCCCAGACGGAUGCGUGGACGGCGGUAGCCCCCAUGAGCGUCAGUCGUGACGCUGUCGGUGUGUGUCUCCUUGGAGACCGUCUCUAUGCGGUCGGUGGUUACGAUGGAACGGUGUACCUGGACACUGUCGAGGCCUACGAUCCCCAGACCAACGAGUGGACACAGGUGGCUCCACUGUGUCUGGGCCGGGCUGGGGCCUGUGUGGUGGCUGUCAAACUGUGAACACACACACACACCUGAACACACACACACCUGAACACACCUGAACACUCACACACCUGAACACUCACACACCUGAACACACCUGAACACUCACACACCUGAACACACCUGAACACUCACACACCUGAACACACCUGAACACUCACACACUGAACACUCACACACCUGAACACUCUUUGGACCCUCCCCAUUCCUCCUUGUCUCCAGGGUUACCUCCAAUGGGAUGAAGUUUAACUGUAACAUUCCACUAAAACCAGGAGGACAUUAUAGACAUUGAGUUGGAGAGGAGAUUACUGACUACAGAUUGAAGAGCUCUCUCUGUCUCUCUCCCUGUCUCUCUCCUCCCCUCUGUCUCUCUCUCCUCCCCUCUCUCUGUCUCUCUCUGUCUCCCUCUGUCUCUCUCUCUCUCUGUCUCUCUCUCCUCCCCUCUCUGUCUCUCUCCUCCCCUCUGUCUCUCUCUCCUCCCCUCUCUGUCUCUCUCCUCCCCUCUGUCUCUCUCUCCUCCCCUCUUUGUCUCUCUCUCUCCCCCUCUCUCUCUCUCUC